This is a messenger RNA of Erigeron canadensis, 3730 nucleotides long. Its product is annotated as ATP-dependent DNA helicase Q-like 4A. The record is from RefSeq and is a predicted model, not a curated record. Lineage: Eukaryota; Viridiplantae; Streptophyta; Magnoliopsida; Asterales; Asteraceae. Gene Ontology annotation, biological process: DNA replication; double-strand break repair via homologous recombination. Gene Ontology annotation, molecular function: nucleic acid binding; 3'-5' DNA helicase activity; four-way junction helicase activity. The transcript has 24 exons. Gene Ontology annotation, cellular component: nucleus; cytoplasm; chromosome. Bases 138 to 3530 code for a protein of 1130 amino acids.
CACACACGCUCACAUUUCAAAUAAGUUAUCUCCGGCGGCAUACACCAAAACGGUUAAUUUUUACCUUCAAAUGGAACAGGAUUAAGAUUUUAAACUGGUAGCUAGCUCGAUGAAUAUUUCUUUUAGACCAACAAAUUAUGAGUUGCGGCGGAGAUUCUAGAGGUGUCGACAAGCAAAUGAAAAAUAAUUGGAGUCAACAUGUUAAAUCACAUGAUAAAGUUUCCUCCAGUCGGGCUGAAAUAUUGAAAUCCAACUUUCUUUUCUCUUUGUCACCACAAAAACAUAUUACUAAAGACGCAAUGGCUGCAACUGCAAGAUCAUUCUCUUGUAAAGUUCCGAAUGUCACAAAGGCUCAUGGUCCACAAGUCGAAAAGGCUUGGCAAGCACUUUCCAACCUCACAUUGUCAUCUAGAAAUUAUACAAAACCUGGUAAAACCAAGCCAAUGAAGGAUGGUGAAACAGACACUUUUCAAGAUGUUAAAAAGGCCACUCAACAAUGUUCUCCUGAUACAUCGGGACCUACUUUGUCAGAUCAAAAUUCUAUUGAUAUUAGUACUCUGCAGGUAAUUUGUAGUACUAUUACGGUUUGGACUGAAUGCCGACCAUUAAAUUUUACAUGUUAUGUGUGUAACAAUAUGUUGCUUUUAUCAUCAAUAAAGUCCAAAUUUCAGAAUCUUGCUGUGGAUCAAAUGAUGACACCACGACCAUCAAUGUCUAAGUUUCCUCCCUUCACCCCAGCUCCGAGCAAUAAUGUAGCAGCAUGUGAGGAUUUAAGUUUACCUUCAGAACUAUGUGUUGAGUGUGAUCAUGGUUAUAAGUUAGGAAUUUGUCCGGAAGCUGCUACCCAUUUGCAAAUCAUGAAGGAUAUGCUCAUUUGCAUAUCAAACGAUCUUCUUGAUAAUGUCGGUGAAUUGGAAUCAGAUCAAAUAAAAAAGCUUCGAGAAGAUAGGCUGCAUUUGAAUAAGCAAAUCCAACAGCUUGAGAAAUAUCUCCGUUCUAUAUUGAUAGAUGAUGAAGGAUGCAAAUCAAACUUUUCUUCAUAUACAGUUACGACAAAGAGAAAUUUACCGUAUGCAACUCCUUCACCAUUUACAUCGAGGGUUGAUCCUGUGAGACUUGAUGAUCAGUUCUACAUGAAUAACAAGACAGAUGGCUAUAGUAAAUGGGAUCCAUCAUCGUUAUCAUGUUCUUCGGUGGGUAACUUCGUUGAUCUUUCAACACCUAUGGAGAGGGAGCCAUAUGUUCGCAAGUAUGUUGAAGUCAAUUAUACAGAAGGUUCGGAUGACAAGAAAUGGAGCAACAGAGAUUUUUCAUGGACUAAAAAGCUAGAGGCUAAAAAUAAAAAAGUGUUUGGAAAUCAUUCCUUCCGUCCCAACCAAAGAGAGGUGAUUAAUGCGACAAUGAGUGGAAAAGAUGUUUUUGUUUUGAUGCCAACAGGAGGUGGAAAGAGCCUUACAUAUCAGCUACCGGCUGUUAUUUGUCGAGGUGUGACAUUGGUAAUCUCACCCCUUGUUUCUCUGAUCCAAGAUCAGAUAAUGCAUCUAUUACAGGCAAAUAUACCUGCUGCUUACUUAAGUGCGAAUAUGGAGUGGUCUGAGCAACAAGAGAUUCUCAGAGAGCUUUGUUCAGGGCAUUGUAGUUACAAACUCUUAUAUGUCACCCCUGAAAAAGUAGCAAAAAGUGAUGCUCUCUUGCGUCAGUUAGAAAACUUGUAUGCACGAGAAUUGCUUGAUAGAAUUGUGAUUGACGAAGCACAUUGUGUAAGCCAAUGGGGGCAUGAUUUCAGACCAGAUUACCAGGGUCUUGGUAUUUUGAAGCAAAAGUUCCCAAAGGUUCCUGUAUUAGCAUUAACUGCUACUGCAACAGCCAGUGUUAAGGAAGAUGUUGUGCAGGCUCUUGGUCUUGUUGACUGCGUUAUAUUUCGGCAAAGUUUCAACCGCCCAAAUCUAAGGUAUUCAGUUAUCCCUAAGACGAAAAAAUGCGUGGAGGAUAUUGACAAGUUCAUCAAGGACAGUCAUUUCGAUGAAUGUGGAAUCAUCUAUUGUCUAUCUAGGAAUGACUGUGAAAAAGUCGCUGAAAAAUUGCAGGAUUUUGGGCACAAAGCUGCAUUUUACCAUGGUAGUAUGGACCCUGAUAAACGUGCAUCAGUUCAAAAGAUGUGGAGUAAAGAUGAGAUUAAUAUAAUAUGUGCAACUGUUGCUUUUGGAAUGGGUAUCAAUAAACCGGACGUGCGGUUUGUCAUUCACCAUUCUCUCCCUAAAUCCAUCGAGGGUUACCACCAGGAAUGUGGCCGUGCAGGUAGAGAUGGGCAGCAUUCUUCUUGUGUAUUGUAUUAUAGCUAUAGUGAUUAUAUUCGAGUCAAGCAUAUGCUUAGUCAUGGAUCUGUGGAGCAAACCUCUUUUGCAAAUUCUGGAAGGGUACUGGAAACUAAUGCUGAGAACCUUUUGCGCAUGGUCAGUUAUUGUGAGAAUGAUGUUGACUGUCGACGUCAUCUACAACUUGUUCAUUUUGGAGAAAAGUUUGAUCCCGCGAGCUGCAGGAAAACAUGUGACAAUUGUUUCAGCACCCAGAGCCUUGUAGAUAAGGAUGUUACCGGGAUAGCAAAGCACUUGGUUGAAUUAGUGAAAUCAGCCAGACAACAGUUCUCAGCAUCUCAUAUAUUGGAAGUCUUCAAAGGUUCUCUGAGCCAAAUUGUCAAAAAGUACCAACAUGAUGCCUUAAGCUUGCAUGGAGCUGGAAAAAAUGUACCGAAGGGAGAUGCAUUACGUGUGCUACACCAUCUUGUUGUUGAGGAGAUUCUUGUGGAGGAUGUAAAAAAAAGUGAUUACUAUGGAAGCGUAUCAUCAGUUCUAAAAGUAAAUGAAAAGAAAGCCUGCGAUUUGAUUGCGGGUCGGCAGACCAUAAUCUUAAGGUUUCCUUCUGCCACUAAAAUAUCUAAAUGUUAUAAAAACGAUAUCACUCCAGCUAAAGGUUUGUUAACAUCAUCAAAGAUGAGUCCUCCCCGAGUAGAUACUCCUGCUCAACCUCAUCCAGAAAUAGAUCCGAGUCUCUAUGCUAAGUUAUACUCUGCUUUGCGAACUCUUCGAACACGUCUUGUUAAGGAAGCAGGUGACGGUGUCUUGGCAUACCACAUCUUUGGAAAUGCUAUACUGGAAAGUAUAAGCAAAAGGAUCCCCAGAACUAAAGAUGAGCUACUUGAGAUUAAUGGCAUUGGCAACGUGAAACUAAGCAAGUAUGGUGAUAAAGUAUUGGAAACCAUUGAGACUACCCUCAAUGAAUACUACAAUUAUGAUGUACACAAACACAGCAAUGUAAGUGAUUGUGAAAGUACAUUUUCAGCAAAAACGACAGGUGCCAUGAACAGUAGUUCAAAUGGGAACCCAAUGGACGUAUUUGAGUUUGUUGUAAGCCCUGAUCAUUCAAGGAAGUGGGUGUCAAAAGAACCUGACAUAGUAACUGCUCACAGGAUUCAUCUUGACGAUGAUGAUGGUUUUCACACUGAUGAUGAUCCCCAUCUUGAGGACAUUUAACAGUAUGUUGGAUGAAAAGCACUACCUUCCUGGUAACAUUACUCAUGUACUAAUAAGUUUUUGUAGUCUAUUAUAACAUUACUCAUGUUCUUUUCUGGUUAUUAUUAGUAUGUUGGAUGAAAAGUGCUCACUUUAGCUCUGUUGGUGGCAUUCAUUUAUGUUUACUUUUUAGGAUAUUUAUUGAUAUUUUGUUCUGUCAA